Molecule: messenger RNA, 447 nt
Organism: Nematocida major
Lineage: Eukaryota; Fungi; Microsporidia
Exons: 1
Coding region: 1-447 (148 amino acids)
Source: RefSeq, a predicted model, not a curated record
AUGCAUAUGAUCAUAGAGCUAAAAAAGUGGAGCUUAAUAUUGGGUUUGGCCAAAUACGCUGUCUGUUCGUGGGAGUGGGCGCCAAGUGUAGAAAGGCAGCGGCGUAAAGAGGCGGGUGGGAGAGGCAGGCUUGCGCCAGAAAGCAGUUCCUGCGCGACUGGAGCGCCAAAAAUGGGCAGAGAUAGCAUAAAACGGGCGAGGAGAUCUAGAUUUGAACCUAUAACUGUUGCAACCAGAGAAAGUAACAAUGGGCCCUCUGACAAAUAUUUGCAGGAGUUCAGAAGGACGGCGCUUUCCAACGAGGCUCUUCAAAGAAAGGGAGAGUGCGAGGACUUGCGCAUAGGUUAUGGGCUGGCGGACAGCACGGGCGACCUAAACAAACCCGAAUGCUUCAUUUCGCAGACCAGAGAGGAGUUCCGGCAGUUCAAGAAAGGCACCAGCAUAUGA